CACAUAAUGCGACUGCGUGAGUUGAGUUAUACGGUCGGUGCAUUUUGCCGACUUCAAGUUAGUCUACGAUUGGCACUUCGAAAAAGAAGUUGGAUUCAAAACCAAGUAAAUUCGAAUCAAAAAUUGUGCCAUUUUCUCUAAACACACACUCGCGCACACAUACACUUGCGUGUGUGCCAAUAUAAUGGAAUUGCAGUGAGAAAUCUGCACUUUGAUGGUCAAUACAUACAAUCUAUAUAUCUUUACCUGUGUAUCUGUGUUUCCGAAAAUAUGUAGCUACGAAAUUAUUCAUAUGUAUGUUUUAUGAUUGCAUAAACAAUUAGAAACGAAAUGUGUAUAUACGAGUAAGGUUUUGCCGAACUGUCUUUGCAAAAAAAAAAGAAAAAAAAAAAGGAUAAUGUUUCGAGUAUAAAGAUUAAUUGCCAAGUAUACGAUUUGUGGAGUCUCGAAUUUGGGAAUAAUGGAACCGAAAAGAUGGCACUUGCAUUUAUCAUGUUUUUUGCUACUCCUUAGUUCAACGUUUUCUGAUGUCGGAAAAAUCACGUCUUCUCAAAACCACUUUGGAAACAGUUUACAAAGUCAAUUUAAUACCAAAAACAAUACUCGUGUUAUUGCACAAAAAGGAGGUCUUGCCAUUUUACCCUGUGUGGUCAAAGUUAACUCCCCAGCAACGGUUUCUUGGAUACGCAGAAAAGAUUUUCAGCUCCUGACAGUAGGCCUUUCCACUCACAGUAGCGACAAACGAUUCUUGGUUGAACAUACACGUCACAUGGGCCAUUGGUCUCUUAGAAUAAAAGCUGUUCGAGAGGAAGAUAGAGGAUUUUACGAAUGUCAAUUAUCUAUUUAUCCAACCCAGUCAAUAGUUAUAGAAUUAAAGAUUGUCGAAGCGGUAGCGGAAAUUUCAAGUGCCCCGGAACUCCACAUUGAUGAGACUUCUACUCUACGUCUAGAAUGCAAACUGAAGCGAGCUACCGAAAAUCCUGCGUUUGUUUUUUGGUACCAUGACAGUAAAAUGAUAAAUUAUGACUCACAAGGCGGAUUUGUUGUAACGUCGAUCGGUCAAAGCAACGUGCAAACUGGUCAGAUUUAUAGGACUUCCUCAGCGAACAAGUCGCGCGUAACCAUGCCGAUGGAGUCAGGCAAUGGAGUCCUUAACAACCUACUUGGAACUCCAGAUAACUUCAAGACACCAAAUAUGCCAUCAUCCACACCUUUUGUGCAACAACACCAGUCCGCGUAUCUUCUCAAUCCGUCAGUUAGUGUCCUCACUGUGAAGCAAGUCAAUUUUCGCCAUGCUGGCAACUACACAUGUGCUCCAUCAAAUGCCCGUCCUGCCAGCAUUACAGUGCAUGUCUUAAGAGGUGAGAAAACGGCGGCAAUGCAGCACGCAAAUCGGAGUAUUCUGGAUACCGAGAACAAUGGCAACGGGACUUUUGGAUUGAUCACUUUGGGUGGACUGAAUGGAACCACUAGCAUAGCUCUAACCGAAGGGAUUCUAUAUUUCUCCGGCAUGUUCCUUCUUGUAGCCGCAGUAGUAUUAGAUCGAUUCUCAUUAGCAGUGAAUCAGAAGGUAUUCUUAGCAUUUAUAAUAGUUCUUUUGUAUAGCUGAAACUUAUAAUUGACUGCAUUUGGAAUGGAGCAACUUCAAUCAUUCAAAAAUAAAAAAAUUAUAUUUGUUUUAAAAUAGAAGAUUGUAAAUAGAUCAUUGACAUACCAUAUUGAAAAUGCGUGAGCAUUGUAAGACAUUUACGUACUCUAAGAUAAAAUUGUAAAUAGACUUCCAUUACAUGCAAUGUAUUGAAUUGAGAAAUAAGAGAAUUCAUGAACUUGUUACCACAAAACUUAUAAAAUGCAUACUUAUGUCAAGUCGUAAGAGAUUUAACACUGCAUAUUUUAAUGGUUAAAAGUGGUACAAUAAUAUGUAUGCUUAGAUGUUCAUAUUUAUUGACUGGUACUGACAUUUUAAUGUUACAAACAAUGGAAUUAGCGUAAAAUAAUGAUAAAGCCAUAAAGAUUUGUUACCUAAUAACUCGAAAAAUUUGAUCGUCACCUUUAAACUGUUAUUCUGCUCAGUGUUCGAUAUUUAGUAUAUAGAUUGAUUUAUGUAAGCACCUUUAGAAGUACGCUAAUUCAUAUAAUGUAUGUACAACUGUAAAUAAAUAUUACUUUCGUGAGCGUUUACAGAACGCUGUCUUGAAUCCAAAUGGGCAGACGCGCCAGUUUCGUUUUGUUUUCCUUGCAAUACGGAUAGCAAAACAAAAUUUAAAAUUUUGUUGCAGACAUAAAAAGUUUUAAAUAAACUGAUCAAUUUUAAGAAAU
Drosophila ficusphila is the source of this 2319-nucleotide messenger RNA. RefSeq lists its product as uncharacterized. The record is from RefSeq and is a predicted model, not a curated record. The transcript has 7 exons. Gene Ontology annotation, biological process: synapse organization. Gene Ontology annotation, cellular component: neuron projection membrane. The coding region runs from base 461 to 1609 and encodes 382 amino acids. Lineage: Eukaryota; Metazoa; Arthropoda; Insecta; Diptera; Drosophilidae.